AUGUUGAGUAUGGAACCUAAUNUAAAACUCCUAUAUCAUACAAGUUUUUGAGCUUCAAACAAAGGAUCUUAUCUUCAAAUGCUUCUACUCGUAUGAUUGCGAUCCAUAUCUUAUUCUAGAGGAAUCUUAUGCAUCUAGUGUAAGAUAAAUUCGUCCUUAUUUGAAUCAACAACAACUAAGCUUCCAAACUGAUGCUGAUAAGGACAAUGGAUUUGGCCAUCAAUACCAAUUUAUUGCUUAAGAAACUCCAGAUGUUUAUUUACAUGCCAGUGAUUGGCAAGUCUUAAAAUGCAAGAGGAUUAGUGACGACACUUAUCAACUAAGAAAUCAAAAAAGUAUGAUUGCUUAUUGUCAUCUAAAUUUCUGGGAAAUUGCCUCAAUGGUCAAUAAAUCUAAUAAACCUAUCGAAAUUUAAGGAGCUUCCUUAUAAUCUGCUUUAACUACUAAUGAGGCUCAACAAAUUAAUAAAGAUAUUAAUGCUAUGAUAAAAAAGUAAACCAAGAUUUCCUUUUUCUUCUCCAAUGAAGUAGAUGUCCAACAGUACCCAGAAUACUUAGAUUUUGUUCCAUUAAUGAGUUACAUCACACUCAUUCAAAGAAGGUAAUUGUAUAAUUUGAUAUUAAGAUUGGAGAAUGAUUUUUAUAGGAGUAAGGAUUAGAUCUUAAAUGAUGUCGAAAGAAUUCGAAGCAAUGCUUAUAUAUUUAAUCCACCUAAAUCCGAAGUCUGUGAAUUAGCAGAUAAAUUAGCCAACAUCUUGCAUUCAAUAGUAAAUGGUGAUCAAAUUCAAAAACAACAAGUGAUAAUAUAAGUUAGAGAAAUAUAAACGAGAAAAAAAAAAAAAUUAUUUUGA
Paramecium octaurelia is the source of this 850-nucleotide messenger RNA. Lineage: Eukaryota; Ciliophora; Oligohymenophorea; Peniculida; Parameciidae. The record is from the annotation of a GenBank genome assembly.